AACUUCCGGCAGGAGAACUUCCGGCUAUGUUGUUUGAAGGCAUGCGCGACGUGAGGCCGGCGUGUCUAUGAUUGCUACAUCGAAUCUGCGAUUCUACAUCGUGAAUAUUGUCGAGAUGACGAGCGAUUACUUUAAGGCGCUUAGCACCGAAGCAAAACAUCGGUAUCGCCAAAAGCUCAUGUUUAGAGGCGGCGAGCUGCCCGACCCGCUGGACGAUGAUGUCGUGCGAUUUUCGUUUUCGUCGGGCUCCAAACACCUUCCCUCAGUCACAACAGCGGACAUUUUUUUCUAUCUUGUGGAGGGUGUGUGUUUUUACACAAGGGAACAGUUUAAGAACUACAGGGUAACCGAUGGAUACAAUGCAUUUGUGAGCGGAAAAGUUAAGCGGCUUGUCUCAUUCAAGGCCGGCAAACGUGGAGAAGGCAUCGUCGUCAUUGCGGCAACCGUAGAGGCCAGCCAAACACUUUCCAAAACAUAUCGCCCUUGGUGCAUCGUUAACGACGACGGCACCGUUGUCAGUGCUCACUGCACCUGCAUGGCUGGCCUCGGAGAAUGCUGCACUCAUGUGGCUGCUUUGCUGUUCAGUGUGGAAGCACAUGUAAAGUAUGGGUUGCAUAAUCCAUCACCAACUGAAGUUGCGUGCAAGUGGAACGCAGUGUCACGGAAGAGCACAGCAGCACCAGUCAGUGACAUAAUAUUUUUCAAGCCAAAGACUGGUCAGCCAGUGCCCCAACCUGUGCCAAGAACCCAAGCGGCCGUACCAACCUGGACCGAUGAACAAGUGCACAACUUCUUGCAGCAAGUCAAGGUGCUGGCCCCAAAAACACUACUGCUGACUUCAAUAACAGACAGUGAAGGAACAGAUUCUUCACCUGAAGCAGCUGCCCAAGAAGAACAGUUGGACAACGAACAACAGUUGGACAACGAACAACAGUUGGACAAGGAUCAGUCAUCGCCACAGCUUCCACUCCGUUGUAUAUACGAGGGCAUGAGUACAGAAACAGCUAAAACAGUAGAGCUAGCAGAGGCAUGUUGCACUGAAAUUGAGAAGUCAACGCGUGGGCAAUCGAAAUCAUUAAGGUGGGAAUCAGAACGAAAAGGCAGAAUAACAGCAUCAGUCAUGCAUCGGGUGGCAGCAUGCCGAAGUGGAGCAGAUGGCCUUGUGGCCGAAAUUAUGGGCUACAUAAAGCCACCCAAUGUUUUUAACCUUCGCUGGGGCUCUCAAAUGGAGCUAAAAGCCAAAGAAGCAUUCAUGACUCAAGAGUCAGGGGCACAUCAAGGUUUUCAGUUGCACGACUGUGGUUUGUAUGUCAUGGGGAAGCAGCCUUAUCUUGCUGCGUCUCCCGAUGCCAUUGUGUCAUGCGAAUGUUGUGACAAGGCUGUACUGGAGGUGAAGUGCCCUGCCUCAUUGAAAGGACAAUCCCUUAGUACUGCUACAAAACAGCUGCCAUAUAUGAAUGAAAGUAUGCAGCUAAGAAGAGACCACGCCUACUACACUCAAGUACAGUCUCAAAUGGCAGCAACACAGCUCUCUCGUGCAUACUUUGUUGUGUUCACAGGUUGUACACUAACCACUGAAGUUAUUUAUUUCGAUGAAAACUUCUGGGCUACUAUAAGGCCGAAAGCAGAAGAUUUUUUCUUUAACCACAUUUUUCCUGAACUGCAAACAAUGAGCAUCCUCAAACAAUUUCAACAUGCUACAAGGACAUGCAUUUGCCAAGGUGCCAAGUCUGGCCGUGUUGUUAGCUGUUCAGAGUGUAGAGCCACAUUUCAUCUUAAGUGUGUGAAACUAAAACGCACUCCAGCAUCGUGGGUUUGCACGAAAUGCCAAACCGACAGCCAGUCUUCUGAUGAGUGA
Dermacentor silvarum is the source of this 1858-nucleotide messenger RNA. RefSeq lists its product as uncharacterized. Lineage: Eukaryota; Metazoa; Arthropoda; Arachnida; Ixodida; Ixodidae. Gene Ontology annotation, molecular function: zinc ion binding. The transcript has 4 exons. The record is from RefSeq and is a predicted model, not a curated record. Bases 68 to 1858 code for a protein of 596 amino acids.